Messenger RNA from Engraulis encrasicolus (European anchovy), 2434 nucleotides. RefSeq names its product aldehyde dehydrogenase 3 family, member B1 (gene aldh3b1). The transcript has 10 exons. Gene Ontology annotation, biological process: aldehyde metabolic process. Gene Ontology annotation, molecular function: aldehyde dehydrogenase (NAD+) activity; 3-chloroallyl aldehyde dehydrogenase activity. Gene Ontology annotation, cellular component: cytoplasm. NCBI's taxonomy places the organism in Eukaryota, Metazoa, Chordata, Actinopteri, Clupeiformes, Engraulidae. The record is from RefSeq and is a predicted model, not a curated record. The coding region runs from base 322 to 1740 and encodes 472 amino acids.
GAUGAGAGAAGUAAGUUAGGGGUGGGAUGAGAAGUGUCUGGUUUUUCUAGUUUCAAAACGUUCAAUGCCAGUGGCAAUGCUAGGGAAACCAAACCAGCCAAACUUGAUCCCGAUGAAUCAAAACACAGAAUACCCGGAAAUGCGUCUUGUCUGUGCCCUGUGCAUGCGCUUGAAACUCGCUCCUUUGGGAAGUUCGCAGCACUGAGAGACGUGAAUCAAGGCUGCUGCUAUUCUCCACCCCGGGCUGCGGAAAGGACAGGACUUCAUUUGGAAUCCAGACUUUUACAUACUUCUCCACACGGCGGGUCAGGUGCGAGAAAGAUGGAAAAUCACAGCGAGGUGGUUGCCAGGCUGCGCACAGUCUUCCGCGCUGGAGUGACCAUUCCACAGGAGUUCCGCCUCGCGCAGCUGCGCGCCCUUCUGGCUUUGAUGGAAGAUAACGAAGCCCUGAUUGUGGACGCGCUAAAUAAGGACCUCGGCAAGCCAAAAUUUGAAGCCGUGCUGUCAGAGAUUGAAAUUGUGCGGAAUGACAUUUGCUUCGCCAUAAAUAACUUGAAGACCUGGUUGAUGCCUGAAUAUGUGGGCACAAAUCUGGCAACAAAGUUUGAUGAUUGCUCCAUUCGAAGAACACCGUUUGGAGUGGUUCUGAUCAUUGGGGCAUGGAACUACCCUCUUCAGCUCAUCCUAUUGCCUCUGGUUGGUGCCAUAGCAGCUGGAAACUGUGCAGUCCUCAAGCCUUCAGAGAUCAGCCAAGCCACUGAACAGCUACUGGCCAACCUCAUUCCCAAAUACCUGUCAAAGGAGUGCUAUGUAGUCACAUGUGGUGGAGCAGAGGACACCAAAAAGUUAUUGGAGAACAAAUUUGACCACAUCUUCUACACGGGUUCCCAGGCCGUAGCGCGCAGCAUCCUGCGGGCCGCUGCUGACCACCUGACCCCCGUCACGCUGGAGCUGGGCGGCAAGUGCCCCUGUCUGAUCUACGGAAGCAUGGACAUCAAGAUCACCGCCAAGAGGGUGGUCUGGUCCAAGUACUUCAACUGCGGCCAGAGCUGCGUCGCUCCGGACUACCUGCUCUGCACGGCGGAGACCCGGGACGCCCUGCUGCCGGCCAUCCGCGAGGCCCUGGAGGAAUUCUACGGGCCCGACCCACAGAAGUGCCAGGAUGUGGGCCGCAUCGUGACGGACAAGCACUGGAACCACGUCAUGGGACUGCUGGAGAAGUCCAAAGGCAGGGUGGUGAUCGGAGGAGAGAGCGCGCGAGAGGAGAAGUACAUAGCUCCCACAGUGGUGGUGGACGUGGAUGGAUCCGACUCGCUCAUGCAGGAGGAGAUCUUUGGCCCCGUGCUGCCCAUCAUCACCCUGGAGACGGUGGAGGAGGCCAUUGACUUUGUGAACGCCAGAGACAACCAGGCUCCCCUGGCUCUCUACGCCUUCUCUGACACGCAGAAGGUGCUGUCCCAAGUCUUUGACAACACGCGUAGUGGAGGGUUCUGCUCAAAUGACGGCAUCGUACACAUGACGCUACCUACCUUACCUUUUGGAGGAGUUGGUGCCAGUGGGAUGGGCUGUUACCAUGGCUGGUGGAGCUACGACACGUUCAGCCACAAGCGUGCCUGCGUGUUCAGGGGCUUUGGACUGGAGCGAGUCGGAGCCUUCCGCUACCCCCCUUACUCUGACUCGAACCUGAGCUGGCUCCGCUGGGCCACCACCACCAAGAAGAGUAGCUGCUCUGUCAUGUGAGGAGGACUGAAGAUGAUACAGAUUGACACUUUUUGUUUAGUACUACCGCCAAGAUCAAAUGUAAAAUGUAUUUAUACAUUUGUACAAUAUCCCAACUGCAUAGUUGAUGCAGUGUGCUUUCAUUCGCUCACAUUCACACAUCAGCUCUGGAGGCGGCCAUGAUGCAUCUCUUAAACCUAAGAGAUUCACUGCUCAUACCAUUCCUCUCAACGUAAUACAUUCUCAGUGUCCAAGGAAGUACUGAAUUUCACAAUUUGUUCGGUAUGGUAUAUUGAGUGAUGGACCAUUUUUGGAAAGAUAAAUGUAUACCUCUUUUUUUAAUGUUAAGGUUAUUUUUAAACGUUUGUUGUGGGUAUUUUUUAGCCUUUCUUGUCCUUCACACAUGGGUGUUUUGGUAUGAGUGUUAUUUAUUUGCAUUUCCAAGUGCUGUCCGUCGUGUCACAUGGUAGUCAAGUUACAUUUUUCGAUUCUCCUUUGUUCUGUUAGUAUUCAUCACCAAACAGUUACUGAACUUACACCACACCAGGGGUUUGUUCUUGGGAUUGAGAUAUUCAAUAUUUGUCCACGUUGUACUCUUCAUAUCAUUUGUUGAUGCACAAUAACAGUUACCUUUUUAAAAAUCUAUUUUUUAUAUCUGUACAUUCUGGCAAAAGAAAUGUGAAAAAUGAAAUAAAGUAUUUACAUUAAAAGUGAA